Molecule: messenger RNA, 1734 nt
Organism: Boleophthalmus pectinirostris (great blue-spotted mudskipper)
Lineage: Eukaryota; Metazoa; Chordata; Actinopteri; Gobiiformes; Gobiidae
Product: bcl-2-related ovarian killer protein homolog B-like
Exons: 5
Coding region: 301-942 (213 amino acids)
Biological process (GO): intrinsic apoptotic signaling pathway in response to DNA damage; regulation of apoptotic process; extrinsic apoptotic signaling pathway in absence of ligand
Cellular component (GO): mitochondrial outer membrane
Molecular function (GO): protein heterodimerization activity; protein homodimerization activity
Source: RefSeq, a predicted model, not a curated record
CCUCCCGCUGCGUCUCUCAGUCGUGCGCUUAUUACUCAACGAGAGGAUCACAUUGAACGGAGAACAACAAGUACAGUGCCAAAACUUCUCAAAGCUUUUUCUAUUUUUUUUUGUUUAGGCAGAUGAAAUACAGGAUCACAACGGGGGGAGUAGGCUACAGUUAUCUGGAACAUUUCCCACUCUUGCCUGAGCUUCUUUGGAAAUAAACACAAAAUGAACCACGCACGCCAACAGCCUACGUGGGUAAAAUGAAGGUGCCUUAUCUCAUCCACUGAUCUCCAGAGUCCACAUCCCUCUGGCAUGGAGGUCCUGUGGCGCUCUACAGGCUUUGCAGCAGAGGUUCUGGAUGUGUUUGACCGCUCACUGACUGAUAAAGAACUGGUGUCACAGUCUAAAGCCUUGUGCAAAGACUACAUUAUCUCAAGACUUAACCAGAAUGGACUUGGAUGGUCAAAAACUGAGCUCAAUUUCUCUACUUCAAAUUCAUCUGUCUGUGAGGUGUCUGUGGUCCUUCUCUGUCUUGGCGAUGAGCUGGAGUGUAUACAGCCCAGUUUGUACAGAAACGUGGCACGGCAGCUGAACAUCUCUGUUGCCAUGGAGAGUAUGGUGUCAGAUGCCUUCAUUGGUGUAGCCACAGAGAUUUUCUCAACAGGUAUAACAUGGGGAAAAGUUGUGGCCAUGUACGCAGUAGCAGGUGCUCUGGCAGUGGACUGUGUCAGACAAGGUCAUGUGAAUAGUGUUCAUGUCAUUGUGGACGGUCUAGGCCAGUUUGUUCGCAAGUAUCUGGUUCACUGGCUCAAACGGCGUGGAGGAUGGGUGGAGAUCACUAAAUGUGUGUUGAGAAAAGACUUGAUACCAGAGAACCACUGGAUGUCUUCUGUUAUAGACUCUUUGAAAUAUUUCCUCACAUCACUGUACGUUUACAUCAUGAAGGAGCCUUAAAGACCCACCAGGCCACCGUAGCCAGUGUUUGCUGGGACUGGUAUCUCAGUAAAAAUAUGGGACUAUAGAAGGCUACUUCUGCUGCUGAAUCAUUUACAACUGUUUCAUCAGCAUACAUUGUGCUGUUCAUAAAGUUAACAGGUAAUACUGAAGCAUCAACUCCAGUUACAUUUCAUUUCUGUCCUGGCCGUUAUUGGAACAACUGUACUGAAUAUGUUGCUUGAGAGGCAAUUUUCCCACACUGAUCAAUUCUUAAUGCUUCCAUGCUUUCCAUGUUUUCGCUUGAGCUUUGCAGGGCUGACAGUACAGUGAAAGGAAAUGCAAGUAUCAUAAUCAGAGGUUGAUUGAGUUCAACAUCUCUGUGUGGAGGGUUCAUGUGACACUUGUGUGGAGUAGUGUGGUAUUUCAUGGAGAUACGUUAUAAGGAUUAUGAACUUUGAACUUAACCAUACAAGAAUGUAGUGUAUUGUAAUCAUGCUGGUACAGGAUGUUGUUUUGACCAAAGAUGAGGAGGCAGAUGAAACUGAAACAAAGUAUGAUUCUGAGCUAAUUAGUACAAGCCUAUUUUUAUCUUGUAAAUAGUAUUUAUGAAUUUAUUUUUUAACUUUUUUUUUUUCACUUUAAAUGUAAUUUUGUAUUUGGACAUUUCAUUAUUUUUACAACUGCAGUAUACAGCCAGCCUCAAGGGCUUGCCAGGAUGAUUGUGCAGUUUGCCUGUGAGUCUUUUUUCAGUGUUAAUUUAUAACUGUGUGUGUGUAAAGAUAUAUUCCACAAUAAACCAUUCCAAAUGAC